Messenger RNA from Pongo pygmaeus (Bornean orangutan), 1731 nucleotides. It is a transcript of the gene SDS, whose product is annotated as serine dehydratase. The record is from RefSeq and is a predicted model, not a curated record. Gene Ontology annotation, biological process: L-serine catabolic process; L-threonine catabolic process. Gene Ontology annotation, molecular function: threonine deaminase activity; L-serine ammonia-lyase activity; pyridoxal phosphate binding. The transcript is spliced from 9 exons. Lineage: Eukaryota; Metazoa; Chordata; Mammalia; Primates; Hominidae. Bases 263 to 1249 code for a protein of 328 amino acids.
UGCCAGGGGAAUAAAGCCUAGGACCGAGUAGCCCCUGGGACCAUUCAGAAGACUGUCCACCCGUCCUCAGUCCCCUCUCUUCGUGAGCUAUCUACUCAGUUGAUCCCUCCCUCCCUCGCUGGCUUGGCUCUGUCUCUUGCUCAGACCCAUCGCCUUUGCCGGGCUGGAGUGCAGUGGCUCGAUCUUGGCUCAUUACAACCUCCACCUCCCAGGUUCAAGUGAUGUUCCUGCCUCAGCCUCCUGAGUAGCUGAGAUUACAGCAAUGAUGUCCGGAGAACCCCUGCAUGUGAAGACCCCCAUCCGUGACAGCAUGGCCCUGUCCAAAAUGGCCGGCACCAGCGUCUACCUCAAGAUGGACAGUGCCCAGCCCUCCGGCUCCUUCAAGAUCCGGGGCAUUGGGCACUUCUGCAAGAGGUGGGCCAAGCAAGGCUGUGCACAUUUUGUCUGCUCCUCGGCGGGCAACGCAGGCAUGGCGGCUGCAUAUGCGGCCAGGAAACUCGGCAUCCCCGCCACCAUCGUCGUGCCCAGCACCACACCUGCUCUCACCAUUGAGCGCCUCAAGAAUGAAGGUGCCACGGUCAAGGUGGUGGGUGAGUUAUUGGAUGAAGCCUUCGAGCUGGCCAAGGCCCUAGCGAAGAACAACCCGGGCUGGGUCUACAUUCCCCCCUUUGAUGACCCCCUCAUCUGGGAAGGCCACGCUUCCAUCGUGAAAGAGCUGAAGGAGGCACUGUGGGAAAAGCCGGGGGCCAUCGCGCUAUCAGUGGGCGGCGGGGGCCUGCUGUGUGGAGUGGUCCAGGGGCUGCAGGAGGUGGGCUGGGGGGACGUGCCUGUCAUCGCCAUGGAGACUUUUGGUGCCCACAGCUUCCACGCUGCCACCACGGCAGGCAAGCUCGUCUCCCUUCCCAAGAUCACCAGUGUUGCCAAGGCCCUGGGCGUGAAGACUGUGGGGGCUCAGGCCCUGAAGCUGUUUCAGGAACACCCCAUUUUCUCUGAAGUUAUCUCGGACCAGGAGGCUGUGGCCGCCAUUGAGAAGUUCGUGGAUGAUGAGAAGAUCCUGGUGGAGCCCGCCUGCGGGGCAGCCCUGGCUGCCGUCUACAGCCACGUGAUCCAGAAGCUCCAACUGGAAGGGAAUCUCCAAACCCCGCUGCCAUCCCUUGUGGUCAUCGUCUGCGGGGGCAGCAACAUCAGCCUGGCCCAGCUGCGAGCGCUCAAGGAACAGCUGAGCAUGACAAAUGGGUUGCCCAAGUGAGGACGGUCCCCUUACCGAUCUGCCCUCUCCUAGCCCAAGAGACCCCUGGAGGGGCUGGAGUUUUAUCCAACGCCUCGUUGUAUGUUUGGUUGAGGCCUGUGGCCUGGGUGCAGGUUAACUUCUUGUUAUCAGGAGCCCACUAUGCAGAGGCCAAAGGUUGGCAGCCAGUGAGGCUAUGAAUUGGACCUUUUUGGUAUCUGUGUGACUGCUCUGUGCCCAUCCUUAGCCAACCUGCUGGCGUGACAAGUGCCGACAAGUAACACACCAGGUACCCAGAGCAGGGUGGAUGGGAGAGACCUGAAUCACAGCAGUGAGGAAUUCCUCGAAGCUGUGACCUCGCCCCAGAACUUGUUCCCAGGGAAGGUAAACAGGUCCACCAUCCAGGGUUGAGGAACCAUCUCAGCCAUCCUCCCAGGAAGCCCACCCCUGAUCCUUACUAAUUUUUCUAAUGUGCAAACUUUUUCAUUGAAAAAUAAAAUAUA